Daldinia caldariorum is the source of this 2006-nucleotide messenger RNA. RefSeq names its product MFS general substrate transporter. Gene Ontology annotation, molecular function: transmembrane transporter activity. Gene Ontology annotation, biological process: transmembrane transport. The transcript is spliced from 3 exons. Gene Ontology annotation, cellular component: membrane. The coding region runs from base 189 to 1751 and encodes 520 amino acids. Lineage: Eukaryota; Fungi; Ascomycota; Sordariomycetes; Xylariales; Hypoxylaceae. The record is from RefSeq and is a predicted model, not a curated record.
CACUUUGGGCUGGGUUCCCGUUCGGAAUAGCACGCUAGGGGGUAAACAAGUUCCAGUGAUGACGAGCAUUCCUUCGAGUUCUCAUCUUAAUAAUUCUUAAAUCUUGUCCUUCUUUGAAAAUAUUAUGUAAAGUCCGGAUUCAUCAAAGACGGAUUGAUAGGUAUUGAAGAUUUGCCCGAUUUUGAACCAUGACGAGUGGUGAUGAGCCGAAUCGUCCUCGGGACACGGACGUCACAGAAACGGCACCCCUGCUGCUGGCAAGCGAGCGACCGAGACGGCCGUCGCACCGCACCAGGUUAUCGGUCACGUCGCUCAGGAGCGUCCACGUGCCGAAGAUACACAACGGGCGCACGAUCAUAAACUUGCUCUGCAUCAUCAUUCUCAUAUCCUCCUCCUCGUCGGGCUUCGUCGACAUUCCGAAAACCCGGCUGUUGGAAGACGCGGCGUGUCGCCAGUAUUACGGCCUCGACGGAACUGCAGCUGGUCCUAUUGACGAGAAACACUGCAAGGUGAAUGCGAUCCAGAAUAAGGUCGCUUUGACCUUGGCCAUCCAGAGUAGCGCCGAUGCAGCUGUGGGGUUUCUCGCCGCGUUUCCUUGGGGUCUCGCGGCAGAUAGAAUCGGACGGAAGCCCAUUGCUGCCCUCGCUCUAACUGGAACCCUCCUCGGGACCCUUUGGACGAUGGCGGUGGUGUACUUCCAUAACACAUUGCCGGUCGAACUGAUUUGGCUGAGUUCCGCGGGAAACAUCAUCGGCGGUGGCAGUACGGUUAUCGCUGGGAUCGUAUUAAGUAUGAUUGCGGAUUCGACCACUGAAGAAGAGAGAGCCGUUGCAUUCAUGCGCAUCCACGUCGCCAGUCUAUGCGGCGAACUCGGGGCACCAGCACUCGCAGGAGCCAUAAUGGCAAGGGCGGGACCAUGGCCGCCGAUCUGGAUCGCCGCUACGGCCACCGCGCUCGGUGCAGUUGCGUUCCUUUUCGUCCCAGAGACGCUAAAGCAUCAUCCGGAUCAAGAAAACGCCCUUGAGACAGAAUCGGUAGGAGAAGGAGAAGAAGAAGAGGAAGAAGCUACAGGCCUCAAAUCACGAGUCUCGCAUGUCAUCGCACGGUUUAAGGAGUCCCUAUCGAUGCUCAAGUCCACCUCUCUUAUCCUCCUACUCUUAACCGGCCUCGUAUCCCCCCCGGUUCUUUUGGGUACGUCGCAGUUCAUGGCGCAAUUCUUAUCGAAGCGCUACGGCAUCGAGCUUUACAAGACGGGCUACGUCCAAUCCACGUACGGCGCCGUGCAGGUCGUCCAAGCGCUCGUGAUCCUGCCCUGGCUCACGCGGUACGUGAUGAAGAGCACGACGCCCAAGAAGAUCCGCGCGCCGGACGAGCACCACCGGGACCUAUCCCUCGCACGGUGGUCGUACGCGCUCCUAGCGAUCGGGAUAUUCGUGCUCGGGCUGGCGCCGACGCUCGCCGGAUUUGUCUUCGGGCUCGUCCUCAUGGCGCUCGGCUCCGGGUUCAACAGCAUGACGCGCAGCCUCAUGAGCUUGUACGUCAACCCGGAGCAUCGCUCGCGACUAUUCAGCCUCGUCGCCAUGGUCGAGGUCGUCGGGAGCGUGUACGCGCAGCCGCUCCUCGCUGCGCUGUUCGCGCUCGGGAUGAGGUUGGGUGGCGGCUGGAUUGGGCUGCCGUAUUAUGGCUUGUCCGUCCUAAUUGCCUUUGCGGCUGCGCUGCUGCAUUUCGUUAAGGUACCUAACGAGGCUUGAAAGUCAGCUGUAGUAUAUAGAACAGAACAUGAUUAAAAGGAACGGUAAUGACAAUACCUAAAGCAAGAUAGGACAGAGCAUAUGAAGUAAACUAGAGUAAUAUUUAUAGAUUGGAGCAUACAUAGGGGAUCACAUAUGUAAUAAAUUCGAUUCAGCGUCAUGUUUGUAAAGAGGAACAAUCUAGCAAUUAGGCAGGAGAAGUCAAAUAUUUAAGGUUUUGAAGAAAGAAUUUAAUAUCAUAAACAUUAGACAUAU